This is a messenger RNA of Gadus morhua (Atlantic cod), 6195 nucleotides long. RefSeq names its product leucine-rich repeats and immunoglobulin-like domains 1 (gene lrig1). The transcript is spliced from 18 exons. Bases 956 to 4177 code for a protein of 1073 amino acids. Gene Ontology annotation, molecular function: protein binding. The record is from RefSeq and is a predicted model, not a curated record. NCBI's taxonomy places the organism in Eukaryota, Metazoa, Chordata, Actinopteri, Gadiformes, Gadidae.
GGUGAGUGACAGUCGGUCACUGGCUCUGGCACUUUGCGACGCCUAAAGAAUCCUAUACAGCCAGUGAGAUCAGGGCUUAACCCGCUCCUCAAAUCUGAACAGCCAAUUGCAGAGGUAAAUGGGAGGACCUAAGGCGCUCUUGUGCAUCCAACGUGGGACUGUGGAAUGAUCAGCCUGAAAAAAGGAAAGUAACUGAAGAGGGGAAAAACUCAUGGUGGAGACGUAAGGACCGGGAGACUACAUUUGCUUAAUACUCGGAUCGCCGGGAUUUAUUUGAACACAGACUGCACCCGAUCACUGCACACCCUGCAGACCCGUUAGACGUAGACGGCGGCGGCUUGUAUGUUAAAAGUUGGAGUUGUUCGACAUGAUGAGCGAAGUGCUUCGCGGAAUACAGCGCUCGUAUUGACAUUGCGUUUGCGUCAAUGUUGUUGCUUCAUUUCAAAUCGUCUGGACAGUUUGGAACAUUUUCUGAAGUUACCUUACCGACCUGGGUCCGAGUCGGGAUCGACUCUCUCAUCCGAGGCGGUCCGGGCAACACUUUCCCUGUAACAUAAAGUUGAUCAACAGUUACUUUGGGAGCCGUCUCGUAGCGUGUCCUCUACCUUUCUCAACGUCCAGUCACCGAAGAUGUUAUUCAGGGAGACAAACGUUGUUUUCAGAGGGAAACUUCGUCCCCAACAUGUUCCGGACAUUCACCUAUAACUUUUAUUAAAAAAUCGGGGCGCCUAAAAUAUUCUAUGAAGCUUUUUUUUUUUUUUGCUGGUCAAAUUGUGAAUCACCUUUUUUGGUUUCAGCCCGCGUUGGCAAAGUUGGACUAAGAUCUCGAGUACUCAAUUAGUAGUUUAGGACGUUUCUAUACACAAUUUGCUCACACAAGAAGGUGUUUUAGGUGCCUUUUUAAAAAAGUACUUUAUCUUCAGUAUUUUUUUUCAAUUUGUGGAUAACAGGGGAGAUGAGUAGCCGCUCCAUUAAACCUGGAUACAAAAUGGCGGCGUCCCUGGAACGAAUUGGAACUGUUUCUUCUCAUUAUGUUUUUUAUUUAGUUCUUUCGCUCCAACUGCUUAUCAAUGUGGGACUGAGUGCUGAUGCACGGUGUGUACAGAACUGUACUUGCGUUGGAGAUUCGGUGGACUGUAGCAAAUUGGACUGGUCGUCGAUCCCGCUGGACCUUCCAGUUGGGACAGUUUCCUUAAAUCUUGGACACAACAAGCUCACCAGCAUAAAUUACGAAGCCUUGGCCAACCUUCCCAACCUGCGAGAACUGCGUCUGGACCACAAUGAACUGACCUCCAUACCAGAGUUGGGACAGGCGGCCUCCACGAUUGCAUUGCUCUACCUACAUCAUAAUAAGAUCCGCAGCAUCGAUGGCACCAGGACCAGAGAGCUAGGGUCGGUGGAAACCCUGGACCUCAGCAACAAUGAUAUCACUGAGUUGCGCACUCACUGCUUCCCCGCGGGCCUCCGAAUCAAAGACCUGUACCUGAGCAGCAACAAGAUCAAUGUGUUGGAACUGGGGUCUCUGGACCACCUCGGGUCCACGCUGCAGGUGCUCAGACUGAGCAGGAACCGGAUUGGCCAGGUCCCGGUACGGGCCUUCCAGCUGCCCGGCCUCACCCAGCUUGAGCUGAACAGGAACCGCAUCCGUCAGAUAGAAGGGCUGACCUUCCAGGGUCUCUCCAGUCUGGAGGUGCUCAAGCUGCAGAGGAACAACAUCAGCAAGCUGACGGACGGGGCCUUCUGGGACCUGGCCAAGAUGAAGAUCCUUCACCUGGACUACAACAGCCUGAGGGAAGUGAACAGCGGCUCGCUGUACGGCCUGAGCUCCCUGCAGCAGCUCUUCCUCAGCAACAACUCCAUAGCCCACAUCAACCCGGACGGGUGGAAGUUCUGCCAGAAGCUCCGGGAAUUGAAUCUGUCGUACAAUAACUUGACCCGUCUGGACGAGGGCAGUCUGGCCGUGCUGGGGGACCUCCACAGCCUGCGUCUGGGACACAACUCCAUCAGCCACGUCGCUGAGGGCUCCUUCCGAGGCCUCAAGUCUCUGCGUGUUCUGGAGCUGGACCAUAACGACAUCUCGGGAACAAUUGAAGACACCAACGGGGCCUUCUCUGGACUGGAUAGCCUCAACCGACUAACUCUGUUUGGGAACAAGAUCAAGUCGGUGGCCAAGAAAGCCUUCUCUGGCCUGGAUACGCUGGAGCACCUGAACCUUGGAGAGAACACUAUCCGCUCCAUUCAGCCAGACGCCUUCAGUAAGAUGAGGAGCCUUAAGAUGCUGUUUCUGCAGAGCGACAGCUUCCUGUGUGACUGCCAGCUGCAGUGGCUGCCCGAGUGGCUGACCGCCCGCCGGCUGCAAACGGGGGUCAACGCCACCUGCGCCCACCCCGAGACCCUGAAGGGAACCAGCAUCUUCCACGCCCCGGCCACCAGCUUUGUGUGCGACGACCUCCCCAAGCCCCAGAUCACGGUGCAUCCCUCCACCACGGUUACGGUGUUGGGCAGCGACGUGGGCCUCACGUGCACAGCCGCCAGCAGCAGCUCCUCUCCCGUCACCUUCGCCUGGCGCAAGGACCAGGAGCUGCUGCCCAACGGGGACAUGGAGAACUUCGCCCGGGCGUCUGACGCCAACAACGACAGCCCCCCGCAAGCUGCCGCCGCCGCCGCUGACACCGGGGCCUCCGCCCACGUCGUCGUCGGAGGCAACAGCGUGAUGGAGUACACCACCAUCCUCCACCUGCGCCACGCGACCUUUGCCCACGAGGGCCGCUACCAGUGCAUCAUCACCAACCACUUUGGCUCCUCCUACUCCAACAAGGCCCGCCUCACCGUCAACGUCCUGCCGUCCUUCCUGAAGAUGCCGCGGGACAGCACCAUCCGCACGGGCCAGACGGCGCGGCUGGAGUGUGCCGCCGAGGGCCACCCCUCCCCCCAGAUCGCCUGGCAGAAGGACGGCGGCACCGACUUCCCCGCCGCCCGCGAGCGCCGCAUGCACGUCAUGCCCGACGACGACGUCUUCUUCAUCACCGACGUGAAGCCCGAGGACAUGGGCGUGUACAGCUGCACCGCGCGCAACACGGCCGGCCUGGUGUCCGCCAACGCCUCGCUCAGCGUGCUCGAACCCCCCCACCUGGCCCAGGAGCUGACGGAUCACACGGUCGCCGUGGGCGACACGGUGGCGCUGCAGUGCAAGGCGCUGGGCAGCCCGCCGCCGCGCGUCUCCUGGCUGCACAACGACCAGCCGCUGCGGCCCUCGGACCACCUGCACUUCACCCCCGGCAACCAGCUGCUGGUGAUCGGCGCGGCGCGUCCCGAGGACGCCGGCCGCUACACCUGCCUGAUGUCCAACACGCUGGGCACGGAGCGCGCCCACAGCCAGCUGCAGGUCAGCCGGGACCAGGGGCCCUGCGCCGCCGCCAGCACGGUCACCAUCGGCAUCAUCGUCAUCGCCGUGGUGAUCAGCAUCGUGGCCACGUCGCUGGUGUGGGUGUGCAUCAUCUACCAGACGCGCAAGAAGAGCGAGGAGUGCAGCGUCACCAACACAGACGAGACCAUCGUUCCCCCCGACGUGCCCAGCUACCUGUCGUCCCAGGGCACGUUGUCCGAGAGACAGGACGUGUGUAUAAAGGUGGAGUCCGGGGGCGGGCCCCAGCCCAACGGACACAUAGACCCCACAGGGUUCGAUGGCACGGUGGUGUGCGCCGACUGCUUGGAGAACGGCAACAGCUACUCCCGGGAGGACUACCUGGGCCGGGGCUUUGACCCGGCCGCCUCAGAGUACCAGCAGCUCCCCAUGACCCAGCACUACCUCCACCCCCACCCCCACCCGCAUCAGCACACACACCCCCACCACGCGGGGCAGCAAGAGGCCCUCUGCAACGGGACCCCCAACGGGAUCCGGAGGGACGCGCAGGCGACUACGUUUCCGAGAAACCACGGAACGUCACAACACAACCACAGCGAUCGAGAAGGUUCGUUAUCGGGCAGGACGGACGUGCCAUCGCAGGACGGCUCCUACCACCCCCACAACCACCACCCACCCCACUACCACACACUGGUCAAGCCGGCCGUGGACACUGACCGUGACACUGAGCUCCGGCGGGCUCUGCUGCCCAACGGACACUCUCUCAGGGCCUCUCAGAGUGAGAGCGCCCCCUUAAGGAGGGCCAGCGACUAGCAGCAGCUUCAUCUUUGCACUGGGAAUAGAACCGCUACCUCAAAUUGAGGCCUAUGCCCGCCCCCCACCCCCACCACACCCCAUCCCUGGAUCCAACCCACCCCCCCCAACCCCGGCAAAGAUUUGGGGAAAUGGAGAGGGAGGAAGAGGAGGAGAAGGGGUGGCACUCCGGAAUUUGAAGGCGGAGCUUGUGUGGGUGGCGCCCCAUCUGAGCGUGUUACGUUAAGAACCUUCCCCUGGGAGGUGACCAAUUUAAAUCCUACAUCCAAAUAAUGUGACUUGCAUUUGAAGCAUGCAAAUGUAGGGAAUAUUGUACAGUAUGCGUGUGUGUGCAGGAGGAAGCGAGAGGAAAAAAACAAUGAACUUUACCUUUUGGACAUUUGGCUGUACAUAAGAGUUUUCUUAUAUUAUAUAACUUUUACAAGAGAGAAUUGAAUUUAUUCUGUGCAUGAUGGACAGAAGUGAUGGGAUUAUUUGUAUUUUCCAAAAAAACAAGCCCUUUUCAGCUUUUACCAGAUUCUGCUGCGGUGCCUUAUUGCAUGAUCAAAGAAAACGAGAAAAAUCGGACAUGGCAUAAAAGUCUUGCGUCAACAGGCAUUUGAUGUGGUUGUUAGCGAAGUCAACAAUUAUACAUUCAGUCGUCACCAUGGAAACAUUUGAACGUGCGUUGACAUAUGGUACAGAAAAAAACUCUGUCACUCACUGCUGUCAAAAUGAAGGAAGAGCUUCCACGUAAAGAUGUUGCUACACUGACGAGAUGGUACGAGACACAUAUGGGGUCAAAUAAUACCAUUUUAUUUUCAAGCACUUUUUUGUACCGAUAACACAUCUGAAACCUGCUAAGUAAGCAGGUCUGCCAAUCGUUUGUCCGGGUUUUUCGGGAGGCAGACGCCACCGACGCUGGCAGAGUUCACACCACUUGUUUUUUAUACGGAACCAUAAAGCUCUUCCAAGUGUUUCUAGAUAGCAGAACGUUCCUGUGAGGCUUCAGCGAUUCGCCUUGCACCACCUGGAGCGCACGGCUCUCAACCACGCAUCCUGUUACCUUCUGCAUUCUGGCCAGAGCCGCCUAACCUUGGCACGGGUUCGAGACCAGAUGUGGGGCGCAAACUCAGAACCAGCUAAAGCCUUCCACCAGCUCUGAAAGGGAACGGAUUUCUCUCUCGCUAUUCAAUACGGGAGGAAACCGAAUUCCUAGUAGUCCAUUACAUUUAGUUAUCUUGCCUGUCGAGGGUUGCAUUUGUUGCUCUAGAAACACAUUGUAGCAAACGUUGACUUUUAAGGUUCACAUGAGAACCGUUUUAAGGAUUCUGGUGUCAUACUUUAAUGUAAGAGUAAUUUUGUUACUGCUGUUACGUAGCCUCAACAGUCGUGCUGUGCGUUUCUAGAACGAAAAAUGGCAGUAUUAAGCCAUUUUUGGUCUGAACACCAUCUGGUAACAAUACUGUAAUGGCAUACUGUCAUUGCCCCGGCAGGGACGGUAUGUUUCGUGUUUAGGGAGGAACAAUAGUUGCAGAAGAGUUUAACUCUGUGCACUAUGUUGGACAAAAUUUACUCGAACCAAACCAAGGCUUUCAAAUACCCCCGUUCAGAACACAAUGGUACCUGAAUCCCACUCGGUCCUGAGACAACGUGAAUGUUGAAAGAUGAUUACAUUGUCUAAUGUAUAUGUGUGUUUUGCCAGUGUGCUCUUUCUGUUUUGUGUACAGUCGCCAGUGGCCUUAUCAGGGGGCUUUGGGAGGGUUGGUUUGAGGACACACUUCUCUGGUUACAUGUGAUUUUGGUGCCUAUCAGAUCGCUGGAUUUACCAGUGAGACCAAUCAGAGGUCCCCGUUGGGAAAAAUGGUCCUAGUGUAUCUAGGUAUGAAAACAAAGGGACAUGCUGUAUUGAGGUGCAGUCCACUUUCACAGUAAUUUAUUGUUAACAGACUGUCUGAAACCAUUGAUCCGAUGUCAAAGCUAAAACAUUUAUGCGUCUAACAUGGCAUUGAAGUGGCUAAUAAAAUCAUGUUUUGCUA